Messenger RNA from Talaromyces atroroseus, 1167 nucleotides. RefSeq lists its product as hypothetical. Bases 1 to 1167 code for a protein of 388 amino acids. Lineage: Eukaryota; Fungi; Ascomycota; Eurotiomycetes; Eurotiales; Trichocomaceae. Gene Ontology annotation, molecular function: glyceraldehyde-3-phosphate dehydrogenase (NAD+) (phosphorylating) activity; NADP binding; NAD binding. Gene Ontology annotation, biological process: glucose metabolic process. The record is from RefSeq and is a predicted model, not a curated record. The transcript has 7 exons.
AUGGCGCCAUUGAUUGACAACAACGUACCUUCUUUCCCCAGCACGGUCGCUGGCACAAACUUUCGAUUCAGUGCUGCGAGUAAGAUAGGCAUCAAUGGGUUUGGUCGAAUAGGCCGCAACGUGCUUCGUGCAUCCCUUCUUCGCUCUGAUGUUGAUGUUGUUGCUAUAAAUCACACCUGCGCAACAGCCAAGGACUUGAUACACCUCAUCCGCUUUGAUAGCACACUGGGAAGCAUGCACCCGGGGAUUAGGAUCGUUAUUGAAAACGAACACCUGAUCACUGUCGGGGGCAAACACAUCCGGCUUAUUUCUGAACGGGACCCCAAGAACAUUGACUGGCACAGUCUGGGCAUUGACUAUGUUGUGGAAAGUACAGGAAAGUUCACCAAGAGGAGCGCAGCUCUGGAACACGUUACACUUGGCCGAGCUCGGCGAGUGAUCAUCUCGGCGCCCAAUUCUGACUCCUCAGCUUAUGUUUUCGGAGUCAAUUCCGAUAAAUAUUUUCCUGAUGAGGAUAACAACGUGAUUUCUUGUGCGAGUUGCACUACAAACUGCGUCACGCCCGUCCUAAAAGUCCUAAACGAUAACUUUGGCGUUGAGCAAGGCUUGUUGACCACCGUUCACGCUUCCACCCAGUCUCAAAAUGUUUUGGAUGGAUAUAAUAAGAAGAAUCCCCGACUUGGACGCACCGUUUUUGAUAAUAUAAUUCCGACUACGACCGGCGCUGCGAAAGCGAUUGCAACUGUCCUUCCCGAGCUGCAGGGAAGGAUCACGGGUGUAUCAAUCCGUGUACCAACGCCGAGCGUUUCCAUGAUCGAUUUGACCGUGGACACUACAAAGCCCACCUCGUUAAAGGAGAUUUUGGAUGCCUUCCAACUAGCUUCAAAAACCUACUUAGCAGGCGUGCUCAGUGUCUGUGAAGAAGAAUUAUUCAGUAGCGACUUUAAGGGAAAUCCGAGCUCGGCAGUUGUGGACGCCGCCGCGUGUAUUGAAUUGAACUCACAGUUCUUCAAGAUGAUUGCCUGGUAUGAUAAUGAAUGGGGAUACUCAAAUCGCUUACUGGAUUUGGCUGUGCUGCUGAAUAAAGGAGCCCGUGAAUAUCUUCAAUAUGAUCAUUGCCAAGAUGUGAUAUAUUACUCUCGAAAAGCCGAACUGCUGAUGGUGUGA